AUGAAGAGCCGCGCCUCCGCCACUCCACCACUCGCGGCGGCGGCGGCCUACGCCCGCCCCCCGCCCGCGGUGUCGUCGGCGGCGGGGCGGGGCGGGGCGGGGCGUCGCCUGCUGGCGGAGCGCUGCCUACAAAAGCGGGCGCGGCGCGGCGGCCGCACCAGUGCCCGCCCGGCCGCUGCCCUCCCAACCUCCUCCUCCUCCUCGCCCUCGUCCGCUCCGCUCGCCGCUGUGGCCAUGUCUCCGCUGUGGGUGCUGUGCGCGCUGGCGCUGGCGGCGGGCGCGGCGCCGCCCCCGCUGGUGGGCGAGGGCGCGCCCUGCCCGCGCUGCGACCCGGCCGCCUGCCCGCCCGAGGCGUCCGCCUGCGCCUUCGGCCUCGUCGCGCCCGACCCCUGCGGCUGCUGCGCGCAGGGCGUGUGCGGCGGCGCCGAGGGCGACAAGUGCUUCGACCGCCGCCUGCCGCUGCCCAAGGACGCCCUGCGCUUCGGCCCUUGCGGCGACAUGCUGCGGUGCGAGCUGCGCCGCGACCUCAAGCCGCGGGACGAGCCCGAGGCCAUCUGCGUGUGCCAGGAGCAGCGGCCCGUGUGCGGCACCGACAACCGCACCUACGACAACGAGUGCCAGCUGCGCCGCGAGGCCGUGCGCGCCCCCCUCGCCGGCGCCCCCCUCGCCCUCAAGCACGAGGGCCCCUGCGCCUCCGCGCCGUGGGUCAUCUCUGGACCAGCGGACCAGCACAGCUCUGUCCAUAGCAGCCUGGCUCUGGACUGUGAGGUGAAGGGUUACCCGACACCCAACAUCAUUUGGGAAUUCAAGGGCGAAGACGGAAGCUUCAAAGUGUUACCAAGCGACGACCUGUACGUGGCGGUGCAGAUGCGCGGGGGGCCCGAGCCCUUCAUGGCGACAUCAUGGGUGCAGAUCGUGGACCUGCGCCCGUCCGACUCGGGCACCUACACGUGCGUGGCGGGCAACAGCGAGGGCACCGCCCGCGCCUCCGCCACCGUCUCCGCCCGCUGAGUCCUGCGUUUAUUUUCAGUGCGAGCUUCUCCACUCACUACGUGCACGGCAGCAAGGACACAAGGAAUCUGCAGAGCGUAGGAGCGAAGAUCCGCCUGGGGCCAUGUGUGUAAACAGAAGGUUCUGAUCUCAACGCGGCGUAAGAAACGCGGUGUCGUUGGCCCGCGAGCAGGCCGCUGCACUUCCGGCAGCCCGGCGCCACGCGAAGCAAGGCCUCAUUGCCUGCUCGUGGGCGGGGGAGAGGAAAUGCGUGGAGCAGGGCGGAGGGCACGGAUGGACGGCGAGGGAAAGGAUGGGCUCGGGUGCGGGGCAAUUUCUCAUCGAUCAAUCAAAUUUUCAGAAAUCCACAAUUAGAAAAUACAAGUGUCGACAUGAUGCGUUAAAUAUAUUUAGUCACUUAGAAAACAGGUUAUUGUGGUUUUUCAGGCAUUUAAGGGCGGAAAGAAUGCGGAGGGAGAACGGAAGGAGGACGGAAGGAGAACGGAGGGAGAACGGAGGGAGAACGGAGGGAGGACGGAGGGAG
Messenger RNA from Gryllus bimaculatus (two-spotted cricket), 1534 nucleotides. NCBI's taxonomy places the organism in Eukaryota, Metazoa, Arthropoda, Insecta, Orthoptera, Gryllidae. The record is from the annotation of a GenBank genome assembly.